AUGGAGAGGGAAAGGGGAGAGAGGUGGUGGAGGGUGAAACAGAAGGAGGACUUGGUUUCCCUUCUGCGGAAAUCCUGGUACCAUAUGAGGUUGUCAGUACGACACCCCUGUCGGGUUCCAACCUGGGAUGCCAUUGUCCUCACUGCCGCUAGCCCCGAACAAGCUCAAUUGUAUGACUGGCAACUGGAGCGGGCCAAGCGCAUGGGUCGGAUCUCCUCCUCCACCGUCACCCUCGCCGUCCCCGACCCUCUCGGCUGCCGGAUCGGAUCCGGCGCCGCCACUCUCAAUGCCAUCCACGCCCUCGCCCUCCACUACUGCCACUCUAACUCACCGACAAAUGGAAAUGGAAGCGACGAUCUAGUUUCGGUUUUGGCGAAGAGGCACAUACUGUUGCUCCAUGCUGGAGGUGAUUCAAAACGGGUGCCGUGGGCAAACCCUAUGGGGAAAGUGUUUCUGCCUCUUCCUUAUUUGGCUGCCGAUGACCCUGAUGGCCCCGUUCCCCUCCUCUUUGACCAUAUUCUUGCCAUUGCUUCUUGUGCAAGACAAGCUUUUGGAAAUGAAGGUGGAAUGUUAACCAUGACUGGUGAUGUUCUUCCAUGUUUUGAUGCAUCCCUCAUGACUCUUCCUAUGGAUACUUCCUGUAUCAUCACUGUUCCAAUCACCCUUGAUGUUGCUGCAAACCAUGGAGUAAUAGUUGCAGCUGAAACUGAGCAUUCAACUCAAAAUUAUGCAGUCAGUUUAGUAGAUAACCUCCUGCAGAAACCUUCUGUAGAUGAGCUAGUUGAAAGUAAGGCAGUUCUAGCUAAUGGUAGAACACUCCUUGAUACCGGAAUAAUAGCUGUUAGAGGUAAGGCAUGGUUGGAGCUUGUUACACUCGCAUCUUCCUGUCAGCAAAUGAUUUCUGAGCUCCUGAAUAGCAAAAAUGAGAUGAGUUUAUAUGAAGAUCUAGUUGCUGCCUGGGUACCUGCAAAGCAUGAGUGGCUAAGAAAGCGUCCUUUGGGUGAAGAACUAAUCUGUAAAUUGGGACAGAGGAAGAUGUUCAGCUACUGUGCCUACGAUUUGUUGUUCUUGCAUUUUGGCACCUCAAAUGAAGUUUUAGAUCAUCUCAGUGGUGUUGGUUCAGAACUGGUUGGUAGAAGACAUCUGUGUUCUAUUCCAGCAACCACUGCAUCUGACAUCACGGCAUCUGCUAUUAUUCUUUCAAGUAAAAUUGCACCUGGCGUCUCAAUCGGAGAAGAUUCUCUCAUAUAUGAUUCAUCCAUUUCUGGUGGAGUACAUAUUGGCUCCUUAUGUAUAGUGGUUGGCGUCAAUAUAUCUCUUGACAACCUUUUAAGUAUUGGCAAUUCAAUCAAGUUCAUGCUUCCAGAUCGCCAUUGUCUUUGGGAGGUUCCCUUGAUUGGAAAUAGGGAGCGAGUUCUAGUAUAUUGUGGCCUUCAUGAUAACCCUAAAAGUUCACUCUCUAAAGAUGGUACGUUUUGUGGGAAACCUUGGAAGAAACUUUUGCAUGAUUUGGGUAUUGAAGAAAGUGACUUAUGGGGGUCUGCAGACCCUGAUGAAAAGUAUUUAUGGAAUUCAAAAAUAUUCCCCAUACUUCCUUAUGUUCAAAUGAUCAAGGUUGCAAUGUGGUUGAUGGGCUUAGCCAAUGAGCAAAGUGAAGCCAUGCUUCCUUUGUGGAAAUAUUCUCGGCGCAUCAGUUUGGAAGAAUUGCAUAGAUCUAUUGAUUUUUCAACAAUAUGCACAGAUUCUAGUAACCAUCAAGCUGAUCUUGCAGCGGGAAUUGCAAAUGCUUGCAUCAGCUAUGGGAUGCUGGGGCGCAAUUUGUCACAAUUAUGUGAAGAAAUUCUUCAAAAAGAGGGUUCUGGGAUGCAAACAUGUAAGGAUUUCCUAGCUAUGUGUCCAAUAGUUCGGGAGCAAAACUCUAAUAUACUUCCCAAAAGUCGGGCAUACCAGGUGCAAGUUGAUCUUCUUCGUGCUUGCAAUGAAGAAGGGAGAGCACGUGAGUUGGAGCACAAAGUUUGGGCUGCUGUGGCUGAUGAAACUGCGUCUGCAGUGAGAUAUGGAUUCAAAGAACAUUUAUCAGAGUCUCCUGGUAGCCUUUCUUGUCAGGAGUUCCGCAAUAACCAUCACAAUAGCAGCAUUAAUCAGCCUUUCCAUCCUAGAAAGGUAAAAGUAGAAUUACCAGUUCGUGUAGAUUUUGUUGGGGGUUGGAGUGAUACUCCCCCAUGGAGCAUCGAACGUGCUGGAUGUGUUCUGAAUAUGGCAAUAAGCUUGGAGGGGUCUUCACCAAUUGGCACCAUCAUAGAGACAACUAAAGCAGAGGGAAUAUUAAUUACUGAUGAUGCAGAUAACCAGUCAUUUGUUGAAGAUCAUACUUCCAUUUGUGCACCAUUUGAUGGAAACGAUCCUUUUCGGCUGGUCAAAUCUGCAUUACUUGUGACUGGAAUUAUUCAUGAUAACAUUCUUGUAGAUAUGGGCAUGCACAUCAAAACAUGGGCCAAUGUCCCCCGUGGCAGUGGAUUGGGUACUUCUAGUAUCUUAGCUGCUGCAGUGGUGAAAGGCCUUCUCCAGAUAACUGAUGGGGAUGACAGCACUGAUAAUGUUGCUAGACUUGUUUUGGUUUUAGAGCAACUUAUGGGUACAGGAGGUGGUUGGCAGGACCAAAUAGGAGGUCUGUACCCUGGGAUUAAAUGUACUUCAAGCUUUCCAGGAAUUCCUUUGAGACUUCAAGUUGUCCCCCUGUUGGCUUCGUCUCAGUUAAUUUCUGAGCUGCAGCAACGACUUCUUGUGGUAUUUACUGGUCAAGUUCGACUUGCACAUAAGGUAUUACAGAAGGUGGUUGUUAGAUAUCUUCGCCGGGAUAACCUUCUUGUAUCAAGUAUCAAGCGUCUUGUUGAACUGGCAAAGAUCGGGAGAGAAGCUUUGAUGAACUGUGACAUAGAUGAACUUGGUAAUAUAAUGCUAGAAGCUUGGAGAUUGCAUCAGGAACUUGACCCUUACUGCAGCAACGAAUAUGUUGAUAGUCUGUUUUCUUUUGCCUCUCAGUACUGCUGUGGCUACAAGCUGGUUGGAGCUGGUGGUGGGGGUUUCGCUCUGUUGCUUGCCAAGGAUGCACAGUGUGCUAAGGAACUGCGACACAGGCUAGAAGAUGAAAAACAUUUUGACGUGAGAAUAUAUGAUUGGCAGAUAUUCCUAUAA
Molecule: messenger RNA, 3195 nt
Organism: Sphenostylis stenocarpa
Lineage: Eukaryota; Viridiplantae; Streptophyta; Magnoliopsida; Fabales; Fabaceae
Source: the annotation of a GenBank genome assembly